CGACAACAUAGAGGUCAGCAUGACGAUUAUUUCUCGUAAGUGCAUUUCAAGUAUUUUUUGUUUCUUCUAUUAGAUUUAUCUAAUACUUAAAUAUUUAUAUUUCUUUCCUUCUCACCUUCUUUCACUCUUCUUCACAUUUUGAUUCAGUCAUAGAAACCUUGAAUUCCAAACGCGAUGAUCGAUCCACCCGUUGAUAUGAACGACUACUUUGACACCUUCAGGACUAAGGUGCCCACACACACGCCGACCUCCAUCGCGCCUGUGCCCACCGUUGUCCCCGGCAAUGAACCUAUCUUUCAGGAACUGUCCAAGACCAGUCAGCGAACGUUAUGGGUGGUGGUCGUGCUCAUGGCCAUCUCGGCCCUCGUGUUCUACACCCUCGGCUCCCGAGCACCACUACCCAAACGCGUCGUCCACACGCUGAUCUCCAUCUCCACCACCAUCUCCUUCAUCGUCUACCUCGCGCUCGCCACCGGUGAGGGCAUCACUUACAAACACGACGUCCUCACACACCACAACAAGCACGUCCCCAACACCCACCAGGAUGUCUACCGUCAAGUCCUCUGGCUCCGGUACGUGAACUGGUUCCUUACCGACCCCCUGGCGCUCAUCAACCUCGCCCUCCUGUCCGGUCUCCCCGGCGCCCAUCUCGUCGUCGCCAUCGUCGCAGACUGGAUCAUGCUCGGCUCCGGCCUUCUGGGGACCUACGCCGGCCACACCCCGCGCCGGUGGGUCUGGUUCACCAUCAGCGCCAUCGGAUACCUCACCACCGUCUACCAUAUCGGUAUCAAUGGUUCCCGUGCCGCCACCAACAAGGAGGCCCAGACCAAGCGGUUCUUCGGCACGGUAUCUGGUGUCUCCUUGUUGAUUAAGGUUUUGUUCCCUGUUUCUCUCGCGGCCGGCGCUCUGGCUCUGAGAAUCAACGUCGACUCCGAGACCGUCAUCUUCGCUAUCCAUGAUAUCUUCUUGCAGGGUAUUAUUGGCUACUGGCUUGUUUUCACCCAUGAUGCGUCGCCUGGGAUUACCGUUCUCGUUGACGGUUUCUGGUCCCACGGACUUGGUAAUGAGGGCGCGAUCCGCAUCACGGAAGAAGAAGGCGCUUAAGUCACGGAUUGCAGUUACUUGUCGAGACGGAUACCAGGGUGAAAUGAUCAAAGGAUCAGUUGGAAGAAGAGUUGGAUGGCGAGAGUGAUUGUGGCGCAGACGAGACUGAAACGGAUGGAAAAAGUUGCAGAGGAUGGAAUGAGUCUGAUAUUGAUGUUGAGUUGCUUUCGGGUUACCUGUACAGGUUGGUUUCCUGUAGGCGUUGAUUGAUUUAGGAGUCGGGAUUAUAAUAAUCGUAAUAAAUGGUGUUUUGAUAUCUCAUAAA
Aspergillus alliaceus is the source of this 1369-nucleotide messenger RNA. RefSeq names its product opsin family protein. The transcript is spliced from 6 exons. The coding region runs from base 175 to 1104 and encodes 309 amino acids. Gene Ontology annotation, cellular component: endoplasmic reticulum; plasma membrane. The record is from RefSeq and is a predicted model, not a curated record. Lineage: Eukaryota; Fungi; Ascomycota; Eurotiomycetes; Eurotiales; Aspergillaceae.